CGGUGUUCUGGGGACUCAAUAGCUAUAUGACCGAGCAUUCCUCCGCUUCCAGCAUACUUCCUCCCUUAGCUCAUUCACAAUUUCAUCUCUCUAGAUAAGUACCCAAUGUACGCACCAUGUCACCAUGAUCCCUCGAAUACACAUCUAUCCACUCGGUUGUCAAGCUCUGCACCCAACUACUCUUUGAUGCGAUGCGUCUUCUCCUCAUAAGCGCCUUCUUGGCGCAGAGCAUCGUCAACGCCGUAGGCACAACCGUUCACCUCGACUACGCGACAUAUCACGGCCACGCCCUCUCAAACGGGAUCUCACAAUGGCUCGGAAUGCGCUACGCCGCUCCUCCAACGGGUAACCUUCGUUUUGCUCCACCCCAGGAUCCGGAACGUAUGCAAUAUGUCCAGAAUGCAACUGUUCACGGCGCCCGUUGCAUCGGCCUGUCCCAAACACCCACCCCCGCGCUUUCCGAGGAUUGCCUUUUCAUCAACGUCUACGCGCCCACAGGUGCGACCGCGGACUCUCAACUGCCCGUCUAUUUCUUCAUCCCAGGCGGCGGCUUCAACACCGACUCCAAUGCAAAUUACAAUGGCUCAGCGCUGCUACUCGCCGCGGACAAGCAGAUGCUCGUUGUCACUUUCAAUUACCGCGUCGCAUCGCUCGGAUUUCUGGCAAGCAAGGAGAUGCGUGGCAGUGUGAACAAUGGGCUGAAGGAUCAAAGGAAGGCCAUGAUGUGGGUCCAGGACAACAUCGCAAAGUUUGGCGGCAAUCCCAAGCAUGUCGUUCUCGGUGGCGAUAGCGCUGGAGCCGCGAGUAUCACAUUACACCUUGCUGCGUAUGGUGGGCGCGAUGAUGGGUUGUUCCAUGGCACGGCUGCAGAGUCGCAGUCGUUUGGGCCUGUGCUGACGAUCGAGGAAUCGCAGUAUCAAUACGAUGCGCUGGUCGCAAAUAGUGGGUGCAAGGGCAAGUCUGACACGCUUGCGUGCUUGCGCGGUAUGGACAUCGGUUCAUAUCAGAAAGCUGCUGUCAACGUCCCUUAUCCACGCAAGCACUGGGAGCCACUGUUCAUGUACAGUCCAGUCAUCGACAGCGAUUUCGUACGUGCGGUGACGAUGAAGGAGUUCCAGGAUGGCAAUUUUGUGAAGCUCCCUGCUAUCUACGGCAAUGUCCUCAAUGAAGGCACGACGUUCUGCCCGCGCAAUAUCGCCAACAUGGAAACGUCCACGAAAUGGCUCAGCAAUCAAUUCCCUCAUCUGAACUCGAGUCACGCCGACGCCGUAUCUAAGUAUUUCCCACGGACACCUGAACGCUUCCCAAAAUCCACAGACUUCUGGCGCCAAUGCGCCAACGCCUAUGGCUCCAUCCGCUACCUCUGCCCAGGACUCACUCUGUCCUCCAUCUAUGCUUCGCACUCCAUACCUGUAUACACCUACCUCUGGUCCGUCAAAGAUCCCCGCAGUGAAGCCAGUGGACUAGGCGUGUUCCACACCGCUGAAAUCAAUGCUAUAUGGUCACCCGGGGCCGCAGGAACGAAAAGCUUUUGGCCGCAGAGUUAUUUGCCAGGAGGUGUAAAUGAUGGUGUGAUUCCGGUGGUGCAGGGAUACUGGACCAGUUUCGUGCGACAUCUGGAUCCGAAUCGUGAGAGGGCGCGGGGUACGCCAGUUUGGGAGCAGUGGGGACAAGGCAGCAGAUUAGUGUUCGAGACGAACAAAACGACGAUGAGGACAGUGGCGAAUGACGAGAGGGGGAUGUGUGAAUAUUUCGGGCAGGUGGCGGUAGAUUUGCGGCAGUGAUGAUUGUGAUACCCCUGAAUGUUGGUAGUUGAAGGCUUCAGCUAAGGCUAUGAUGAUCGAUAGUGAGUAGGUCGCAAUGGAUUGUCUUACUAGCAUAUUGUUCGAUUUAGGCUCGUUCUAAAUUGGAUAAUAUUGGUAGGUGCUUUUGAAGUCUUAACGUUGUGUUCGCCUUGAAUGCUAUCGAGAUAUACGCCAAUUGCUAUUCCGCCCGGGUACUUCUGUAAGCCGGUCCGAAGGGUCGCCGGUCUACUUUUUUGUGGAAAUAGUGUAGCCAUAUCAACAUCCGUUUCACACUGGAUGGUCGUGAUGACCUAUAGGAGGUGCCAUGCACUGACUGGGUCGACCGUCUGAUUCUCUCGGAAUUGCUUGAUCUAUUGUAUCCUUUAUGGCUAUACUCCUAACGGAGGCCGUUACUCUGGAGUCGGAACAUUGAAAC
This is a messenger RNA of Pseudovirgaria hyperparasitica, 2220 nucleotides long. Its product is annotated as alpha/beta-hydrolase. Bases 192 to 1784 code for a protein of 530 amino acids. The transcript is spliced from 4 exons. The record is from RefSeq and is a predicted model, not a curated record. NCBI's taxonomy places the organism in Eukaryota, Fungi, Ascomycota, Dothideomycetes, Acrospermales, Acrospermaceae.